CAGAGGGGACAGAUAGCGGGAAACACUCAGAUGAAAAGAGAAUAAAAAUAAAACAAACUCUUCUUCGUCUGUGUUUUAUAACAUGGCGGGCUCCUCUAACACCUCUCUGUCCCGGACCUCCAGCCCGCCCACCGGCCCUGUCUUCCACUCCGACCCGCCUUACAGCGCUCCCGACCCGGCCAGCUCUCCGCGCCUCCCCGCUGCUCGCCUGUCCGGAGCUUUCCUGAGCGGCGCGGCGGCAGGCGGCGGGAGCGGCAGAGUCCCUGUCAGUGUGAACGGGAGGAGCGGCGGGGGAGGCGGCGGAGGCAGCGGCGGCGGGGCUCCUCCGCACACCGAGUGUAAGAUGGUGGAAGUUCACGGCGUGAAGGUGGCGUCGUUCACGGUGAACGGCGUGGAGCUGAUCUGCCUCCCGCAGGUGUUCGAGCUCUUCCUGAAGCACCUGGUGGGCGGACUGCACACCGUCUACACCAAGCUGAAGCGGCUGGACAUCAGCCCGGUGGUCUGCACCGUGGAGCAGGUGCGCGUCCUGCGGGGGCUCGGAGCCAUCCAGCCCGGAGUCAACCGCUGCAAGCUCAUCACCAGAGCCGACUUCGAGACGCUGUACCGGGACUGCACCAACGCCAGCUCUCGACCGGGCCGUCCUCCGAAGAGGACUCUGGGCGUGGCCACGAUGACUGACGGCUCCAGACUCCUCCCACACGGCCUGCUAAGCCCCGCCCUGCUGUCUCAGACAGGUCUGACGGCAGCGGCGAUGGCCGAGGCGAUGAAGCUACAGAAGAUGAGGAUGAUGAUGGGUUUCCAUGGCAACAGUGAUCAGCAUCGGCAGCACAACGGCACUGAGUCAGGGAAUGAUGACACGGGAGGCAGUGAAGCGUCCUCCUCGGUCGUAGCGUCUCUUGCUGGCUCAACGUCGCUCCAUAUCAACACUCUGCAGCAACACAGCACCCUAUUGGCCAACCGUCUGUCAGAGCUUCCUUUUAUGGUCACGCCGCACCCCCUGCUCCCUGUGGGCCUGCCUCCCGCCAGCGUUGCCAUGGCAAUGAACCAGAUGAGUCAGCUAAGCAGUUUGGCAAACAUGGCCGCCAUGUCGCAGCUUCCAACAGAUGAGAGCAAGGAGUCUCCUGCAGGAAGUCCCUCCCCUUGCCCCUCUCCCAGCGAUGACGAGUUCCAUCCCCAGGAACCAACCAGCCAAUCACCUUCCAGGGCAUCUUCAUCAUCAUCUUCAUCACCUCCUCGAGCACACACACUGGACCUCGAUGACAGCUUGAUGCCCCUCCCCCUCCUCAAACCAGCCUAUGAGAAGUUGCCGCUCACCUCUUCGCCGCUGUCAACUCCUGCAAACCCCGCCUUCACUCCCUUCUUAUUGGCUGAGGGACUGUCAUCCAUGGAGACGCUGCUGACCAACAUACAGGGUCUCCUGAAGGUGGCGGUAGAAAGCGCUCGUUCUCAGGACAAAAACAACCAGCAGGAGAGAAAAGAGUUAAAAUUGGAGCUGGAGAGAGAGAGAGAUGCCCGACAGACGCUGCAGAGACAGCUGAGCUCCGAGCUGCAGACCAGAGUGUCGAUACAGCGGCGGCUGAAGAAGGAGAAGAAGGCGAAGAGGAAGCUGCAGGAGGCGCUGGACUUUGAGUCAAGGAGAAGGGAGCAGGUGGAGCGAGCGAUCAAACACUCUGACUCAGAUGCAGCGACUCCUGAGAGCGAGCUGGAGAACAGACAGCAGGAAAACUCUGCAGAAAACCGAACGUUCACCAAACCACCAAUCCUCUUCUGAUGAACUGAUGAACUGAUGGACUGAUGGAGGGAUGAACUGAUGAACUGAUGACGAAUAAAAAAUGAGGACAAAAUUUUGAACUAAACAACUCAAACUCCCAUCAGCCACUUUUCUUCCUGCUUCCUGUUUUUAAGAUUUGUUAUUAUUAUUAAUAAUAUUAAUGUUAUGAUAAUUAUUAUUAAAGCGAGCAGAGCGUCGUGGACGCCUGGAGGGGGAGGAGUUUAACCUGAACUCACUUUUAUAAACUUAUAUUAUUAUAUUGUUUUCUUCCUUUCGUUAGUUUAAACUGAUUGUUGUACUGUUACUACAGGCAGCAGUACUUGGUUUAGUAGUUGAAGUACUUUGUUAAAAAAUAACAUGAACGCAGCUUCAGCGUCUGGAUGCGAAUGUGCUGUUUGUCAUGAAACCUGUCAAUCAUCAAACUCCUGACGUCCGUCACAAUCAGAACAAAUCAUCAUUUCAUACAAAUCUGAAACUCAUGAUGCUGGAAAAGUGGAAUUUCAUUCAGGAAACGUGAAGCUACUUUUGUCUUCAGUGGCUGCUGGUCCACACCCUGGUCUGUCCCUGGUCCGUCCCUGGUCAGUCC
Molecule: messenger RNA, 2357 nt
Organism: Thunnus maccoyii (southern bluefin tuna)
Lineage: Eukaryota; Metazoa; Chordata; Actinopteri; Scombriformes; Scombridae
Product: dachshund homolog 2-like
Exons: 12
Coding region: 83-1771 (562 amino acids)
Source: RefSeq, a predicted model, not a curated record